AUGGCAUUUUCAAAGAUUUUACCAGAAUUAUUAGGUGAAAUUUUACAAUAUUUUCGUCAAGAUUAUAGAAUACUAUAUUCAUGUAUAUUGGUUAAUAGAUUAUGGUGUAAUUCAGCAAUUCCAUUAUUAUGGGAAAAUCCAUUUUCAUUUAUGCGUCCUAAAAAUCUUCACUUUAUUGAAAUUUAUUUAUAUGAUUUAAAUGAUGAUGAGAAAACAAAAUUAAUUGAAUAUGGAAUGGAUAAAAAUUUAUUUCCUUCAAAUACAUUAUUUAAAUAUUCUAGUUUUAUUAAACAUUUGAAUAUACAUAAAAUUAGUAAAUCUAUUGAAGAUUGGGAUAGAACUUUAGCAACUAAAAAUUUUCGAAAGUCAAACUUUACAAAAUUAAUUUGUAGAUCAUUAAUACAACUAUUCAUUGAAAAUGUAGUAAAUUUACAUAGUUUGCAUGUUUCAUAUGGUAGUUUUGAUGAUAUUUUUGAAUUGAUUUUACAAAAUUCAAAUUUCAUUGGUAAUAUAAAAAAUUUUAAAUUAGGUCAUUUGGAAAUGUCUGUAUCUACAAUAAAAUUGUUAACAUUUUUAAGUUCUAAUUGCAACUCAAUUUCAUCUCUAUCAUAUCAAUGUUAUAAUAACUACGAACAUCAACAAAUGAUGGGUUUAUCACAAAUUAUUAAAUCUCAAAAGAAUCUUAGAAAAAUAUUAUUUAGAUCUCCUUUGAACCAAUCAUUAUUAUCAUUAAAAAAUUCUAAUUGUUCAAAUACAUUAAACACAAUCAUAUUUUAUGAUAUUGAAUUUAAAAAUAUAAUUAUUUUAAAUGAAGUAUUUAAUCAAUUAAAUGUUUUAGAAUCAAUUCAUAUUAUUUAUUGUAAAUAUCUAGAUACCAAAUUUGUUCAACAAAUUAUUAAUAUUAAUAAACCAUUUAAAUUGAAAUCUUUAUUUUUGCAUGAAGUAUCACAAUUUGAACCAUAUGAUCUGCUAUUACAACAUUUUGGUUGUUAUUUAGAAAAUUUUGAAAGUAAUGUAGAUAAUGAUCCACAAUUAUUACAAUUAUUUAAAUCAGUUACAAAAUAUUGUAGAAAAAUUAAAUCUUUAUACUUACACCUAUUGUGGGAUUAUCGGAAUAUUAACUUAGUAUUCAAUUUAAUUGAAAAUAUUAAACAAAGUCUUAAUUAUCUUUCAAUUGAUCUCUGUUUUGUCUCUUAUAUGAUAAAUGAUUUUCAUUCAAUUAUAUUACAAAAUUUAGGACAAAUUCUUCCUUUUAAAUUAGAAUAUUUGAAUUUGUGUCUUGCAAUUAAUGAAAUUGAUUUAGAAAUAUUCUUAAAAAAUUCUCAAAAUACUUUUAUUAAAGAAUUGUCAAUUAAAAAUGAAAGUCAUGAUCUUUAUGUAACUAUUUAUCCUUGUAUAAAGGAAUAUAUUAUGAAAAAGAAAAAAGUUAAAUAUUUGACUAUUUCUGAUAAAUUCAAUGUAAUUUGGUUUUCUUCGAAAGAUAUAGAGGAAUUUAGAUUAUAUGAUAUUCAAAUUUUAAAAUAUAGUUAUAUGAUAAUUUUUGAUUUAUUAUAUAAAGGAGAUUUAUCUAUGCUUCUAUGGUAA
Molecule: messenger RNA, 1584 nt
Organism: Rhizophagus irregularis DAOM 181602=DAOM 197198
Lineage: Eukaryota; Fungi; Glomeromycota; Glomeromycetes; Glomerales; Glomeraceae
Source: RefSeq, a predicted model, not a curated record